Molecule: messenger RNA, 1252 nt
Organism: Macrosteles quadrilineatus (aster leafhopper)
Lineage: Eukaryota; Metazoa; Arthropoda; Insecta; Hemiptera; Cicadellidae
Exons: 4
Coding region: 1-756 (251 amino acids)
Source: RefSeq, a predicted model, not a curated record
AUGUCAAGUUCUGAGGACGAAGAUUGUGCUGGCAAACCAAAAAGACCAAAGACAGAUUUUUUUAAAAACCAAGAGCCACUGAGAGAUAGAUCAGAUAAAUCAGAUGACGAAGAUUUUGCUGUUGGCCUAAAUAUCCUGCCUGACAUCGAUAGAUUUGAAUCCCCAAUAGAACCAGGCAAUAACAAUAAUUUCAAUAUAAGCACUCCUACCACUCAAAAAUCUCUACCGGUACAUAGCCCUGUUACACCACAACCCCUUCAAAGGCCUACAUCUCAUAUCUUGGAUGAUCAAGCAUGGAAGAAGUCUGUAACCAAAACGCUUGCUGUGUUGAAAGUCAACCAAAACAUAAUCAAAGAACUGUUAGAGAGCCUGAUAACCAAACAAAGUAGUACCGGUAACCGAACAGUAACAGAAAAUGAUGAAGACAUGGAUUUAUCAGCCAUUUUGGGAAAUUUUCCACUUGAAACUUCACAAGAUCUAGAGGAUGUUGAAGAGAAACUCAAGGAAAAAGUCAUUUUUGACCUUAUGGUGAAACAUUUCUCUAUAGUCGGUGGGGAAAACACAAAAGAAGCAGUGAAAAGGCUGCUUCGAAGAAUGUUCAGUGACGAAUUGGCCAAAAAUUACAGCUACCUUGGAUUUAAGAAGAAGCGCGUCUUUGCUGAUCUUCGCCUAAAAUCAGUAUUAUUUGGAACAAACGGGGCAAUAUUGUUACAGAAGCCAAUCAACCUCAAGACUCAACCAAAGAAUAGUUGUUAAGCAUUACCCUCAAGACUCAACCAAAGAAUAGUUAGUUGUUAAGCAAUUUUGAUGCCAUAAGUGUCUUAACUAAUUUUUUUUUAAUGCAGUGAAACCUUAAUAACAGGACUCCUGAUCCCGUGAUAAAAGGUAUAAUUUUCAAAUUCGAAGUCGACCUCAAAAACUUUAUUUAAUAAUUCACUAUGAUAGUCUUAUUAUCAGGGUUAUACUGUUCUAAGUAGCUUCUUUACAAUUACCAUAAAACAUAAUUUAUGUUGUUUUAAAACAAAACCCAAGGUAACAGAUAGGUUAACCUUAACAUUUUACUUAGUUACCAAUGAAUCUUCUAAACAUGCCUAAACAAAGAAUGAAAAAAUUUAAGGAUAUGUCCAAAGGCAUUUGUUCAAUCAAGUAAAACAAGAAGAACAAAAUUUUCAAUAUGCUAUAUGUAAUGAUGAAUCACUUAACUUGGAGAGUCCUUCUACUUCACAGUCAAAUAGUGUAUUAAAGUUGCGAA